Messenger RNA from Tribolium madens (black flour beetle), 3461 nucleotides. RefSeq names its product cationic amino acid transporter 3-like. The record is from RefSeq and is a predicted model, not a curated record. The transcript has 7 exons. Gene Ontology annotation, molecular function: amino acid transmembrane transporter activity. Gene Ontology annotation, cellular component: plasma membrane. The coding region runs from base 1483 to 3306 and encodes 607 amino acids. Gene Ontology annotation, biological process: transmembrane transport; amino acid transport. NCBI's taxonomy places the organism in Eukaryota, Metazoa, Arthropoda, Insecta, Coleoptera, Tenebrionidae.
AUAUAACGCACCAUGUUUCUAAGAAUUAUCUGCAAUAGUUUUUGACUAAUGUCAAUUUAUUUGUCAAAAUAGCGUCGUGCAUAGACCCACUGAAAAAUUCAUAACUUCAGAACCAUUCAUUGAAGAUAAGGUAUCCAACUCUUUUUCCAGUCGAUUCCUCAAGUUUUAACGCAUCUUUUGAGAUAAAGGCGAACUCUGAGUUUUUGUUCUAUUGCCUACUACAAUUUUUAAAAAAUUACAAAUUACAAAUUACAAGUAGCAAUAAUUUGACAUUUUCAAAUACAACACCCCUAUAUUUUAAUCCAUCGUUGCGUAGCCUUUUUAAUUUUUGCCAAUGUAGAGUUUGUGGGAUCUACUUUAGAAAAUUUGUAGCAAAAUAAAAAAUGUUGAUUAUUUUUUUCAAAAAAAUUAACAUAAGUCAAAAACUAUUGCAAAUCAUUCUAAAAAAAUAUGGGUGCGUUAUAUAGACUAUUUAGUGGCAAAUUCAAAAAUGUAACAAAUAUUCGAAGUUUUUAUUAAAAAAAAAAACAGAGCUUAGUUGUUUAUCUAAUUUUGGGACAUCCUGUAUUAAAUAAAAAUAUUUUUAAAAUGUGCUUUAUAACAAAACCUACUGUUUAAAAAAAAACAAGUCAAUAGCUUGGAUAGAAAAAAAGUUAUGAAGCUUGCACGUAUUCCUGGGUCACUCUGUAUUUUUUUGUACAAGCUUAGUUCGAUUCUUUUUCUUCGACUUGAAUGUUUUACACACUAACUCACACUACAGUUUUUUACAAUAAUGCAAAAUAACUGAGAAAAUUGAUUUCAAAAUGUGCAACGUAACCAAAAAAGUUGUCAGAUUAUAUUUAAAAAAUUUAGAACACAAGAUAAUACAACGCAUUAUUGUAUGUAUUGAUCACACCUCGUACAUUUUCAAGUUCUACAACAGAACGAAAAGCGAUUUUUUCCUGGUUAUUGUAAAAACUGUCACUUUUUUUAACUCGUACAACUUAGUUUUUUAAUCGUGAAAGAAAUAUUGCAUUCAUGAAACACUGGUGCCAAAAUCACGAGCAAGUAAUGAUGCAAUGUAAAUAUUUUGUCGACCAAUCAGUACGAACUAUCGCAAUUAGUGAGCGUCUGGUAUGUUUUCAAAUGACACAAUUAUCUUCUACACCUUAUCAAUUCAAUCAAUUCAGUAAUCAAAUCUGACGCAAUUCGCCUCUUUAUCCUGUACUAGCGACCCCUUUAGAUGAUAACACACUUUUUCCUUUAAAUUUUUGACAAAUUCAGUACCUAAACUAAAAAUUUGAUUUUAUUAAUGUAUGUCAUUGCUGUUCGAAUCUAAUUAUUCUCUAUCAUUCCGACCGGUUGCACCUGACCCUGCAAGAAAGUGGCAGGAAAUUUGCACUUGUUAAUACCUACCUAUAGAUUAGAGGAAGAUUUCUUGAUAAAAUAAAUAUCUUCAAAAUCAAUUGCCAAACCACGAUUACUUACUUACGUGCGAUCGAAAUGGCUUGCGGUACGAAAAUACAGAAAAUGAGGCGACUUGUUAGUGCCCUUACUAGGAAAAAAACUUUGGAUAAUUCGGGUGGCAGUGAACUUGCCCGAGUCCUGUCCUUACUCGACUUGUCGGCACUUGGUGUUGGCUCCACUUUGGGUUUAGGAGUUUAUGUUUUAGCAGGAUCUGUGGCGAGGAAGAUUGCAGGACCUGCUGUGUGCAUUUCCUUCCUCAUUGCAGCCGUAGCGUCAGGUGUUGCAGGACUGUGUUAUGCAGAAUUCGCCGCUCGAGUCCCCAAGGCAGGUUCUGCGUACGUUUACAGUUACGUAUCUGUGGGUGAAGUUGUCGCAUAUGUAAUUGGAUGGAAUUUAAUCUUGGAAUAUGCUAUAGGAACCGCAAGUGUGGCUAGAGGUCUAAGCGGUUACAUUGACGCUCUUGCCAACCAAGAUAUAAAGAAUUUUAUGGAAAGCUGGGCUAAAAUGGACGUAAGCUUUUUGGCUUCGUAUCCCGACUUUUUAGCGUUUGGAUUCGUUGUUCUUCUUACAGCUUUACUUUCCAUUGGUGUGAAAGAAUCCUCGCGACUCAACAACAUUUUCACUGGUCUAAACUUAAUCACUGUAGGCAUUGUAAUUGUUUCCGGGGCCAUCAAAGCCGAUUCAGCCAACUGGAACAAAAAAGUAGAAGACAUACCAGAACAAUUCAGAAAUCAUUCAGGAACCGGCGGUUUUAUGCCUUUCGGCGUUUCCGGAAUGAUGGAAGGAGCAGCUCAGUGUUUUUACGGUUUUGUUGGCUUCGACGCUGUUGCAACAACCGGUGAGGAGGCGAAAAACCCUCAGAGAAACAUCCCAUUAGCUAUAGUCAUCUCCCUCCUCGUCAUUUUUUUGGCCUACUUUGGCAUUUCGACAGUUUUGACCAUGAUGUGGCCCUAUUACGACCAGGACCCCACAGCUCCAUUCCCAUACGUUUUUGACCAAUUGGGUUGGCCGGUGAUCAAAUGGAUUGUGACAAUAGGUGCUGUCAUUGCCUUGUGUACAAGUCUCCUUGGAGCAUUGUUCCCGCUUCCUAGAAUCAUCUACGCUAUGUCAAAUGACGGCUUGAUUUUCAAAUUUUUGGCAAAGAUUCAUCCCAAGACCAAAACUCCAGUCAUUGCGACGAUAUUAUCAGGGAUUCUGGUGGGUGCAAUGGCCAUACUUUUCGACACUGAUCAGCUGAUUAGCAUGAUGUCGAUUGGGACUCUUCUGGCCUAUACUAUCGUAGCUGUUUGUGUGUUAAUACUAAGGUACCAACCGACAGAACCUCAAUAUCCUAACCUUGAAAUCAAGCAAAAUCUUGAAGACAGUUACGAGUAUACCUUGUUGGGCAUGUUUAAACAACUUUUCAAUUUGAACAUGACGAAAUACGCCAGUUCAUCGUCAACCAAAAUCACCAAUUGGAGCAUAAUCCUGUUUGCUGUUUUCGCAGCCGCCUUUGAUGCCAUCAUCAUUUACGCCAUCGAUGUUCUCAAUAAACCCUACUACAUGACACUUUUUAUCAUUGUUACUUUAGUUAUGUUGACUCUAGUGGUUGUUAUUGCCAGACAACCUGUAGACGAAGUGAAAAUUUCGUUCAAAGUUCCUUGGGUACCCUUUGUUCCGUGUUUAAGCAUCAUCAUAAAUCUUUAUCUUAUGUUAGAGUUGGAUAAAGACACUUGGAUUCGGUUUGGAGUUUGGCUAUUUAUUGGUUUUCUCAUAUAUUUCUUCUACGGUAUUAAAAAUAGUGAGGAAAGAAAACUCAGGAAAAAUCAAAAGUUGAAAGCAGAAUCGGGGGAGACAAAUAAGCAAAUUACUAAAUUUUAAGAAAAAUCAACAAAUUGCUGUUUUUGUGAUACAUUUGUUUUAAUUUAUGUAACUUUGUACAGUGCCUAUUUAUUACUACAGUUACUACUCAUCAUCGUUGUCGAUUUUUAUACAGAAAGAAAACAAAGCUUUAAAAAUAAAUUCUAAGAGAAACA